Nicotiana tabacum (common tobacco) is the source of this 323-nucleotide messenger RNA. The record is from RefSeq and is a predicted model, not a curated record. NCBI's taxonomy places the organism in Eukaryota, Viridiplantae, Streptophyta, Magnoliopsida, Solanales, Solanaceae.
AUGGCUGAGACCCCUAAUUGCACUGUUUAUGUUGGAAAUUUGGAUGAGAGAGUAAGCGAUCGUGUAUUAUAUGACAUUUUAAUUCAAGCAGGGCGUAUUAUUAACUUGUACAUUCCUCGUGAUAAGGAAAAUUAUAAGCCUAAAGGUUUUGCCUUCGCUAAAUAUGAGACAGAGGAGAUUGCAAAUUAUGCUGUGAAGCUUUUCUCUACUUCAGUAACACUCUACGGUAGAACAUUAAAGUUUGCUAUUUCUAGACAAGACAAGUCCUCUAAUAAUUAUAAGGAAAUUUCACCAAAAUCUAUGAGAUUGUCAACUUUAUGCAG